AUGGAUCCAUUUUUCGAUCAGACAAUGUCUCAAGUGUCGUCAAAUUCAACAAUAUUCGACGAAAGAGGAAAUGGAAGUUGCAUACCUCCGGCUAUGAACCCGGCGAUCAAUAUUGUCAUAUCUAUAAUAUACAUAAUAAUAUGCGUCGUGGGACUCUUAGGGAAUACAUUAGUCAUAUACGUAGUUUUAAGAUUUUCUAAAAUGCAAACGGUUACAAAUAUAUACAUAGUCAAUUUGGCGUUAGCCGAUGAAUGUUACUUAAUAGGAAUUCCAUUUCUCGUAGCCACGUCAAUAUUAAAAUCAUGGAAAUUUGGCGGUUACAUGUGUAGAUUGUACAUGACGACGAUAGGAAUAAAUCAAUUCACGAGCAGCACGUUCAUAACGAUAAUGAGCGCGGAUCGUUACAUAGCAAUAUGUCACCCUAUAUCGUCACCGAAAUUGAGAACUCCCUUUAUAAGUAAAAUCGUUGCCGGAGCGGCUUGGGUCAUAAGUGUCAUUAUGAUACUUCCGAUAAUAUUAUACUCGGACGCGGUCAAAGAUGGUCCGACGGAUUCGAAUUACUACAGUUGCAAUAUAAUAUGGCCUACGAAUAAUUCGUCCGAUGUCCAAGGCACAAAACAAUUAAAUACAUUUACGAUAUAUACAUUUGUUUUAACUUUUGCCAUACCUUUGACAUUGAUAUUUAUAUGUUACGUUUUAGUCGUUAGAAAACUUCAAACGGUCGGCCCGAAAAAUAAAAGCAAAGAAAAAAAAAGAUCCCAUAGAAAAGUAACAAAGUUGAUACUGACCGUUAUCACAGUAUACGUAUUUUGUUGGUUGCCAUAUUGGAUAGCUCAAAUCGUGUUAAUAUUUCAAUCGACGAAUGAUAAAGAAAAAGUUAUAACUUGUCCCAAACAACAGGGAGUGUCAUUAUUUCUCCUUUGUCAUUUAAUUGCUAAUUUAUUAAGCAAUGCUAAUUCCGCAAUGAAUCCCGUUUUAUAUGCCUUUUUAUCCGACAAUUUUAAAAAAUCAUUUUUGAAAGCUUGCAUAUGCGCUGCUAAUAAAGAUGUCAAUGCGGCUCUCCAAAUAGAAAACAGCGUUUUCCCAAAAAAACUAUGCAGGUCGGAGUCUGAAAGAAAAAAAGAAACUGGACAAAAAAAUACAAGCAUUUCCGGUUCGGAGGGUAAGAAAAAAAAUGAAGUGUCACAAUUGGUUAGUAAAAGUGAUCCUUCUAACAUGGUAUCAAGAUCAAACGUCACGUAUACAAGUGAUCUUCAUUUAGAUGAAGAUUCCAACGGUAGAGAAGAA
Pediculus humanus corporis (human body louse) is the source of this 1287-nucleotide messenger RNA. RefSeq names its product class A rhodopsin-like G-protein coupled receptor GPRsms, putative. Gene Ontology annotation, cellular component: membrane; neuron projection. The annotation marks the transcript as partial. Gene Ontology annotation, molecular function: somatostatin receptor activity; peptide binding. The record is from RefSeq and is a predicted model, not a curated record. Gene Ontology annotation, biological process: G protein-coupled receptor signaling pathway. NCBI's taxonomy places the organism in Eukaryota, Metazoa, Arthropoda, Insecta, Psocodea, Pediculidae. The transcript has a single exon.